CUCACACUCAUUUCUAAUUGUGAUUCGUAGGAAGUAAGUUGUCUAGUGCAAAAUAUAUAUUCAAAUAAAAUAGUUAUAAAUCGGAACACACAACAAUAAAAUACAAGCAAACACCACCAAAUAUCGGAAAAGAAAAUAAUAGAAAAGAGAGCAAAUAAUAAAAUUACGAAAGAACCCAAGAGAAUAUCACGCUAAAACCCGUCAUCCUCCCAUCGUAUUUGGUCUUCUGGUUCUUGUUCAUCACCAACGUCCGUUAAGAACCACGCAUCGAUAUUGAAUAAUCUGUGGAUAUUGAGAUACAUAUACACGUACGUAUCGAAUCUAGGAUAAACGCUCACCAGCACGGAUAUUAAUGAUACGCAACGGAUGUAACUGUAAACUGUGUCCCCUCUCACGUAAGAAGUAACGUAACGCAGCCUGUGGAAACAACGUAGCUUGGACGCAAUCGGGAAAAUCUCCACGGAGGACGCAGCUAACGUUAUCAAGAAUCAGCAAGAAGCACAUCCAACUGUAUACAUGCGUGCUACAAGUAAAUCUGUGAAAGCCAUCUCAAUAGCCCCAGCCGUCGCAUAAUCGCCAUCCGAUCCGAUCCGAACCGAUUCGAUUUGAGUUGAUAUAAUCCAAACUCGGCCGUACCAAAAAAACGCUACAAAUCGCAAACAAACCGGAGCCGCUCGAUCCAGCGAACGGCAGCGACAAGAAGUUUUUUUCGGCCAGCGCGCACCCCCAAACUCCAGCAACAGCCUCAAGAUUCUGCCAUUCGGAGCACUCAACUUUCGUCCGGAGACGACACCCGCAGAGAUGCACAAGAUCGCAGCAGCGCCGCCUCCAUCGGCCACGCCCGGCGGAGGAUUGGAGACGCCCCUGGCGGCGCCCAAAUACGGCACACUAAUACCCAAUCGCAUCUUUGUGGGCGGCAUCAGCGGCGAUACCACCGAGGCCGAUCUGACCCGCGUCUUCAGCGCCUACGGAACGGUAAAGAGCACCAAGAUCAUCGUGGACCGGGCAGGUGUGAGCAAGGGCUAUGGAUUCGUCACCUUCGAGACGGAGCAGGAGGCGCAAAGACUGCAAGCGGAUGGUGAAUGCGUGGUAUUACGUGAUCGCAAACUGAACAUUGCACCGGCCAUCAAAAAGCAGCCCAAUCCUCUGCAGUCAAUUGUGGCCACAAACGGAGCCGUCUACUAUACCACCACGCCGCCGGCACCGAUCAGCAACAUACCCAUGGAUCAGUUCGCAGCCGCUGUUUAUCCGCCAGUUACUGACUUUACAGCCGCUGGAGUGCCAGCCAUCUACCCACCUUCAGCCAUGCAAUAUCAGCCAUUCUAUCAGUACUACAGUGUGCCAAUGAAUGUACCCACCAUUUGGCCUCAGAAUUACCAAGGAAUUUAUCCAUGUUAACUUUGAGGAUGCAACAUCAACAGCAACAAUAGUGAUGCUACUACUACUACUACUACCAAAACAACAACAACAACAAACAUGCAACAAAGAGCCACAGCAACAAAAGUAAACUACAAAGCAUAAAUAGAAUUUAUAUAAACGCAGACACAGAAAUACACGCACCACAGCUGCAAUUUCGGAAAUGUUUAGUCAAAGGAAAUCGUAUUUUGAAGGUAGAAGCUCUGGAAGGACACUCACCCACACAAGCGCAUACGCACAGACACACAUACACGCAUACAAAUACAAUAGAGCGCAAGGAAACCAUUGCAAAAUGCUGUAAAGUAAGCUGCUUAUGUUAUUAGGGAUGUGGCAAGUGUGGGAGCGAGAGCGGGAGUGUGAGUGAGUGUGAUGAGUGAUGGGGGAUCAAAUUUUGGUAGAGAAAACAUUUAUGAUGUGCAAUUAGCGGUGGAGCAGGGGAGGGGAAGCGGGGAAAGGGGAAAGGGGCUAUAACCAUAGGGACGUCGACAGGACUGCAGUGUGUGUGUGUGUGUAAAGUCAGCAAGUGACAGACAGAAAAAUAUAUGUAGAAGCAGGAGAGGAGAACUUAAAACCAUAUUUAAACCAUACCAUGUAGGAAACAUCAUGCUGAACAUACAGAACUGGAUAAUACAGAUGCAGCAGAUGUGGGAGAAAGCACUCACGCAAACCAACAAACACCCACAAACACACACACACACACAUGUGCAGGACGAACACACUUAUAAAUAUACUAUAUAGGGAAUAAACAAGUAAAAUUGCAUAACACACACAUACUAUAUAUGGUAGCUAAGAAAGCGGGGCAGCGAUCGAAGAUUAAAGACAUAAUAUUAUGCGUAAAUUAAUUUAUAUACAUAUAUACAAUACAUAUAAAGCGUAAAGUAACUGUAACUCGUAACUGUAACUGUAACUGUCCCACACAGACACAUACAGCAAUACAAAGCAAAAAGAUGAAUAAGCAAAGGAGACGACAAAGUCAAGCAGCAAAGCAAGCACACACUAAAACCUUCACAUAAACACACACACACACAGGCGCACACGCACGAGUCCUGGGCAGAAAGUCAAGGAUAAGUUAUGAAAAUUCCCUUAACUUUCCGAUCAGAAUUCGUGUAAAAGGCAAAGAAAACCUAACUUGUAAGCCAAGCAAAUGAAAACUGAACGAAAUUUUAGUCUAAAAGAAAACACUAAUGAAGGAAAAGUAAAAAUCAUGAAAUCUAGCCACAUAAGAAAAGCAAAAAGUGAACUAAAUACAAAAAGAAGAAAAAACAAACAAAAACAAAAAACACUACAAUAAAGAUAUUCAAAAUAUGCUAGCUAAAAAGGCGACAAACAUACACACAACUCCCGACUAUAAUAAACGGGAGGCAUAUAUUAGAGAGACUAUUAAAGGAAAGCUAAACUCAAAGCUCUAGCGAAAAGAAAAUAGAUAAAAAAAAAAACAACUCAAGCAAUACAUAGACACUCAUAGGUGUGUGUUACACAAGAAUAUAGUUAAAUAUUUACGAAAAGCAAGCAAACGUAAAAUAAAAUAAAAUUUUUAACCUAUGUACAAGCAAAAAAAAAAAUGAAGCAAAACAAAAGCUCUGCGAAAAUGUUGAUUUAUAAUUUCUGUUUUUCUACACUCACUUAAGAUUCUGUUGUAUCUAUUGUUAUGAUGAUGGCAUCAAAACUAAUCAAAAACACGAACAAGAAAAGCGAGAUGUGUUAACCAAAAUUAUUUAAAGUAAUACGAACGCGAUGGCCAAUACAUUUGCGGGGGCAGCCGGCGACCUGCGAGCGAAUUCCAUUCAAAAUUGGUGCAUAAUUUGGCUGAAAUAUGAAAAUUCGAGAUAAAUAUUUACAUAUACGUAUAAUGCCUUAUUGAACGAAACUAAAUUAUUUGCCCACUAAAUACUGUUAUCGUAUUGUAAUAAACCAACCCAGAGGUUUCAAAAAUACCUGCUAAAAACAGAUGUCGCCGAGGUCGCCCACAUUCACAUCCCAAAAAAAUUACAAAAAAUAAAUUGGUCGAGACUCGCUGCCGCCGCAAAUGGACUUCGCUGCGAAGUUGUUGACAAAUUUUUACUAAAUUGUUAAAUAGUUAAAUACAAAACAUUUUUAAAUCGAAUUGUAACAAUAAUUAGACAUGAAAAAUUACUCUUUGUUGAGACGAAGCAACACAAAAUGUAAUGUAAUGAAAUGGAAAGCAAUAAUUCACUUAGGCAUGCUCUAGUUAAAAACUAAACUAAAACUGAAAUCAAGUCGAAGAAGCAACAUAGAAACCACCAACCAACCAAGAGUACUUACAUGUAUGUCAGUCAAUAGGGAUUUUAUUUAGUUCGCAGGCCAGGAUUUGCGCACUGGGAUCAUCCAUCUACCCAGUUGAAUCCAGAAUCCAAAUUGCUGGGUGGAUGGUGAGAAACGGGAAUUUGCAGUGAGAUACAAGGCCUAAUUUCGAAAUGAGUUAUUCAUUCACUCUUUUUCAACCAGCCAUCCCAUCCCAGCAAUUUAAUCUUCCGCAGACUAAUCAGACACAGAAAAGAUCAUAACUAAUAAAUCCAAGGCAUAACUUAAGUAUAUACGUGAUAUUUUGAAAGCGAAAAUUCAUAAAUAAAUUGUUUAGGUUUAAAACAAUAUUAAAUAUAUUAUACAGAUAUAUACAUAUACACAUUAUAAAGAUAAUGCCAAGGCAUAAUUAAAA
Drosophila santomea is the source of this 4093-nucleotide messenger RNA. Its product is annotated as protein boule. Bases 802 to 1398 code for a protein of 198 amino acids. The record is from RefSeq and is a predicted model, not a curated record. Gene Ontology annotation, molecular function: protein binding; RNA binding. The transcript has 8 exons. NCBI's taxonomy places the organism in Eukaryota, Metazoa, Arthropoda, Insecta, Diptera, Drosophilidae.